This is a messenger RNA of Harpegnathos saltator (Jerdon's jumping ant), 11128 nucleotides long. RefSeq names its product Rho GTPase-activating protein 190 (gene RhoGAPp190). NCBI's taxonomy places the organism in Eukaryota, Metazoa, Arthropoda, Insecta, Hymenoptera, Formicidae. Gene Ontology annotation, molecular function: GTPase activity; GTPase activator activity; GTP binding. The record is from RefSeq and is a predicted model, not a curated record. Bases 975 to 5960 code for a protein of 1661 amino acids. Gene Ontology annotation, cellular component: cytosol. Gene Ontology annotation, biological process: regulation of cell size; regulation of axonogenesis; Rho protein signal transduction. The transcript is spliced from 24 exons.
CCCGCGCUGCUCACGGGAGACGUGCGAGUCAUCGCGUCGAUGCGUCGCGGUGCCGCGUGAACGUAGGGAAAGCCGUCCGUCGCUUGACGGCCGCCGCGUCUUGUGUCAACGUCACGUCACGUCGCCGUCACCGUCGCGUCGCAUCACGGCGUCAACGUCGCGCCGCGUCGAGCCGAGCCGACGAAGGAGCAACGGACGUACAAGGACGGCAAGGCUCGCCGAGGGGCGCGUCCGGAUCCCGCGGUCCUUCGACACGGCCAGAUCCCGGUGACGACGGACCGAGUGAGCGGCCCCUUGGACGAAGAAGCAGCCUGCAGCGUGCGCUUCCCUAUUCAGAUACGCAGUGCCAUUCCAAAGAACCAUUGCUCACAGCUGUGCUAAACUAUAAACGCUAUGCUUUAAUGAUAGAUAGUGUUUAAGAGGUUUUCACAUACAUAUACACGCGCACUCGCGCGCACACGUAUACACACACGAUCGUUGUGUGUAAUUUAUAUUUAAUAACGUAACGUCGCAUGCACAACAAUAAGAACUACUGAACGUACGGUGGAGGUAGAAGAGGACAUUGUGUGCGUUUGGAUAAUUUUAUAUAAAUCGAAGAAUCGUCGGAGAGGGAGCGAGCGAGCGAGCGGAUUCAAAUUCUCCGGAGAGAUGUUGCCAAAGGGAAGCUGAGUCUCUUUCUUUUCUCACCAAGCCAAGCUCUCGACUUGAAGUAAUGACCAAGACUGUAAAGACAUAUUUGCGCUAGAAUUGAUCGCGCACGAAUCAAUCGUUGGAACAUUUCACUAUGUCUUGAGCGAAACUGUCUUGCACCCCACGAGAGAGUGAGAUAGAGCGAGAGAGAGAGAGAGAGAGAGAGAGAGAGAGAGAGAGAGAGAGAAAGCGAGCGAGAGAAAGAGAGAGAGAGAGAGGAAAAGAGAAAGGAGAAGAUUAAUCUUGACAGUUUGUCGACUCGACGAUAUCACAGCGCGGUAAAAAUGGCGAGGAAGAGCGACAACGCGAAGAGCAUCAACAUCGCGGUGGUCGGACUGUCCGGCACGGAGAAAGACAAGGGGCAAGUCGGCGUUGGCAAGUCGUGCCUGUGCAACCGCUUCAUGCGCUCCUUGAGCGACGACUACAACGUGGAACACAUCUCGGUGUUGUCGCAGUCUGACUUCAGCGGACGCGUGGUAAAUAACGAUCACUUCCUGUACUGGGGCGAAGUGACGAAGGCGGCGGAGGACGGGACGGAGUUUCAGUUUCAGGUGAUCGAGCACACGGAGUUCAUUGACGACGCGUCGUUUCAGCCGUUCAAAGGCGGCAAGAUGGAGCCGUACGCGAAGAGAUGCGCCGCCACGAAGAUCACGAGCGCGGAGAAGCUCAUGUACAUCUGCAAGAAUCAGCUGGGCAUAGAGAAGGAAUACGAGCAGAAGGUCUUGCCAGACGGCAAACUGAACAUCGACGGUUUCCUCUGCGUGUUCGACGUCAGCCUUGUGCCCAAUAGGAUGAUCGAGAAGCAGGUUGAGAUCGUGGCGAACAUCCUGAACAAUCUGAUGAAAACCAAGAAGCCGAUCGUGCUGGUGACGACGAAGAACGACGACGCGAACGAGCAGUUUGUGAAGGAGGCGGAGAAGCUGAUAAUGCGCAAAGAAUAUAAAGGAUCGAUACUGAUCGUCGAGACUUCAGCACAUGAGAACAUUAACGUCGACCUGGCAUUCAUGAUCGUUGCGCAGUUGAUCGACAAGACCAAGAUGCGCAGUAAGGUGAUACCGUUCGCCGAGGCUGCCAGAGCCAGGAAGGAGCUGUUGGACGCCUCCACGGAGUCCCUGCAGAGACUAAUCCGGGUGCACGUGACCGAUUAUCGCGCGCUGUGGUCGCAGGCUUCGAAGAAGCUCGCCCAACACAAGGAAUUCUCCACGUUUGUCGAGCUCUUCGGCAUCGAAGCGACGCAGCGGCUCUUCAGAAGACACAUCAAGAAACUCAAGGACGAGCAAGUGGCGAAGAAGAUACAGGGCUACCUGGACAUGUUGCCGGAUAUUCUUCACGAAAUCUGCCCUGACAUAACUAAUCUGAUUAACGAAGAAUGGUCAGCGGUGCAGCAAUACAUCAAAGAGCACCCCGACUUUCACCAGUACUUCUUCGAGUGUCCCGAGGACAUACCGUGGAUCGACUGUGAUUUCGGUGAGAGCAAUGGCACGAAGAUCCCUUACGAUGUGUUGGAGACGCCCGAGGCGGAGACUGUCUUCAAGAAUCAUAUUAACGCCUUGCAACAAGAGCAACGGCGACUGGAACUUCCGAAAAGGUGGAAGAAGCAAUUCAAGCAGUUGUUGGAGGAAACUGGCUAUGUUACACCUGGGAAACAUCUGUCCGAAGUUAGAGUUUUGUUUAUGGGCAGAGAAUGCUUCGAGGAGCUUUCUCAUCACGAUUGCCAAGAGAUUUACGACCAGCACCAAAAGGAGAUUAUCGAGAAGGCGAAACAUAAUUUUCAGGAAUUAUUAUUGGAGCACGCCGAUUUAUUUUAUCACUUCAAAAGCAUAGCCCCGUCCGGCACCAUCACGCAAGACGAUAUCAAAGAAAUCACAGACGCGUUAUUGGACGAUUUCAGAUACAAAGCGCUAGAUAGAUUAGAUCAGGAUAGAAAGCUAAUGCUGUUUCAACAUUUGGGAUUUGUGCAUUGUCCCAUAAGAGAGCAUUGCCCAGCUUAUCCGAAUUGCAUGGACGCGCUGAUAGAGAGGAUACUCGGCACGAAGGCACACAGACCUUCCUCAUGGAAUCACAGUAGUCAGUGGCAGUUAACGUCGGAUAACAAUCAGUUGAAUUUAGUCAUACUCGGGAGUAACAAACUGAGUGAGGAAUUCGCCCGCGAGAUAAGGGCGCAAACUGAGGAUGACGAGGUCGAGAUAGACUGCCAGUUGUACACCCUCGGAUAUCGCAUCAUAGACGGCGAUGUCGGGCUGCCGCACAACUCCUUCACUACCUCCGAUUUCAUGCCGCACGGGUCUUUUUGUAUCUACGCGAACGAAGAUUCCUUUGAAUACAUUCGAUCCUCCUUGGAGAAAACCCUGCUGUCGAAUUUAGAGCAGGAGGACAGACUACCUUUCCAAGGAUUGCCCAUUGUAAUAAUGUUUGUACCAGAGUCUAGUAUCGACGAGAUGGAAGCCAUGAGGCUGAAGGAGGAGGGACAAAAUCUCGCUGACAGUUUGCAGUGUCCGUUCAUCGAUGUCUGCAUAGACGAUCUGGAACAGGACAAGAGGUUCCCAACUCCCUUGGUGAAGGACGCUCUGCAGCAACUCAUACAAUCCAUAAAUCAUAGGGCUGGUUUUUUAAAUAUUUACCAGAGCGUCAUCGAAUGCUUGGAGCCUGAUAUUAGGAUAAUAAUGUGCAUGUUCUGCGGCGAUCCGUAUUCGGUCGAGAACGUUCUCGGUCCGCUGCUCAGCCAUCAGUGUUGCUUUCUCAGCGGAGAUCGGUCUAUAGUGUUAGAAACGUUCCUGGGGGAAUCCAAACGUCGGGUCGAGGUGAUUAUCUCGAGUUUUCACGGAGCUAACGCGUUCAGAGACGAGCUGGUGCACGGCUUCAUCCUCGUCUAUUCCACGAAGCGGAAAGCGUCGCUCGCAACUUUAAAUGCCUUUUCCAUGAACAUACCAAAUCUGCCGAUACAAAUAAUGGCUGUGACCGACACCGGUGGUGCGAACGCGUUUUUCAGCAACGACUUGAGUCAUUUACUCAUCACAGAGGGGAAUGCCACUGCGGACAGAUUGCAGGCGCAUUUCAUGACGUCCGCUUCGAGCUGUCAGCAGAAAACCGCGUUUUAUACGCCUUUCUUCAAAGAAGUAUGGGAGAAGAAGCCGGAGAUCGAACAGGCGUUCAAUAUGGAGGAGCCGGGCAAUUUGAACGACAGCGGUGAGGGCACCCUGGAAUACUCGGCUCUGCACCCAAUGCCACCGCCGCGACAUGAGAGUUAUCACCUUCAGACGCCGGAUGACGGUAUGUCUGUAACUUUCAGAAGCGGCUCCGAGUCGUACGAGCAAUUGACGCCGGACGGCGAUCUCGGUGACACCGGUCUCACUGAACAAUUCGCUGAUCACCGAGCUACGCCGAGCGACGACAGCGACAUUUAUAGCCAAGUCGAUUUCUAUCGCGAGGAACGGGAGAGAGAUCUGAUGAAAAACGAGGACAUCACGAACAAGCUGUCCGGUUGGGUAAAGGACACAUUUAUGCACCAAGAUGGAGUCACUAACAGUUACUCACACAGAGCCUUUACGACAGGUCGACGACACAUUUCCCAGGCUAAACCGCGACCGAAAGGGAACAGUCAGACCUUGAAACAGCCCGGGAAGAUAAAUCUGAAAGAUUUUUCGAAUGUGACAGACGCGAUAGCCAGGAUGUCGAUAGGCGAGAAAGACGAGCACGGCCCGAAACUGACCACGAUGGGCCAUGCGCCCCUCGCCACGCCGGAAUUAGUCGACCUUGGCUCUGAAUAUGCGCAAGUGAAGGACGUUGUCCCGAGCAUGUAUUCGGCAUAUGAUGGCGACUACAUGUACGCCUUAGUGCAAGAUUCCAUCGGCAAUAACAAGUCCAAGCUGCGUCAUCGGCGUGAAAAGGGGCAGCCAUCGUACAGCGAUUCCGAUUCAGAGUGGAGUUCCUUGGAGAGACAGAGGGUGACCGACGCUUUGGGCAAGGCGAACAAAAAGCCUUCGUCACACAAAAGAAUACGUAAGAAACGCACCGCAAUACCAGUCGCGACGCCCAAAGUGCCGUCGUUAGCCAGCAUGGGGAGCGGAGACGGUAUAGUUGGUUUAAACUACAACAUGAAGGACGACAAGAACUGGCGCGUUGAUCCAGCGGAUAGAGUAUCUAGCGAAACGCCCGACACUUCCGAAUCAAGUGACCCGGAGCAUACUUCGAGGUCCAGAUCGAAACAGUACAAGUAUGCGGCGGUUAGUCUGCGGAAAAGAUUCUCCGGGAAUUCUCUGCAGCAGCAGCACCUGCAACAUCCGUUUAAUGUGAAACAUAUGACGCAGGAGAUGUUCAGCGCCUCUUCCAAGCAGAGAGGUGAAAAUACAUUUGGUAUUCCAGAUGAUGAAUCAAGUCUGGACGUUUCCUCACCGCGAGAGAUCAAUUCGCCCAGCUUUGGUAUAUUGAACAAAUCAAAGGACGGAGACAAGUUGACCAGGAAGAAGGACAAGCAGAAGGCGAAGGAGGACGAGAAAUUGGAGAAGAGAAGGCAGAAGGAGGAGAAGCUCAAGAAGCAUGCGGAAAAGGAAAAAGAGAGGGAGAAAAAGAAGCAAGAGAAAAUCAAGCAGACCAAAGGCCCGGGUGGCACACCGAUCUCGAGUCAGUCGCAGCAACCCUUGAUUGAGGAUUUCGCGCAGAGCGAAACGAAUCGGAUACCCCUGUUCCUCGAGAAGUGCGUGCGAUUCAUCGAGGACGAAGGACUGGAUUCGGAAGGAAUAUACAGGGUGCCGGGUAAUCGGGCGCAUGUGGAGUUGCUUUUUCAAAAGUUCGAAGAAGAUGGUAAUGUCGAUAUACAUUCUUUGGAUAUUCCUGUAAAUGCUGUCGCUACAGCAUUAAAAGAUUUCUUUUCCAAGAGGCUACCCCCGUUGAUCGAUAAAGAACGCAUGACUGAGCUGGAAGAUAUAUCAGGUGCACGGGGCAAACCUAUGUCAGCUACUUGUAUGAACAUGGAAGACCGAAGUUGCAGAUUGUUGGCUUUACGUUUGAUGCUCAACAAGUUGAAUCCUGUAAACUUUGAUGUUCUCAAGUUUAUCUUCCAGCAUUUCGUGAAGGUCGCUGAGAACUGCAAGCUUAACAGUAUGGACAGCAAAAAUCUGGCGAUCUGCUGGUGGCCUACGUUACUACCCAUCGAGUUCAACGACCUCGGUAGAUUCGAAGCUAUGAGGCCGUACCUGGAAGACGUGGUCCAGACGAUGAUCGAUCAAUAUCCCUUCCUGUUCUGCGGCGAGGAGGCCAUUGUGAUGGUGUAGUGACGAAUGCGCUGCCAAGUGCAUAGUGCAUAGUUGCUGUGCGAGCACAAGUGAACAAGUUUCGAUGGAUGCAUGGAUGAUAGGUGGGUGGAUGUGAAUGGACGAACGAACGAACGAACGAGUGGAUGAGAAUGGAUGGAUAGUAGCGGAGCGUCGCGAGCAUCAUCCCCGCUCGCGGAAUAAUCCGAUACAAUUUUGUACGCGGUCGGCGUGAUUACGCGAUCGGGCAUAAACGAUUGGUCUCAAUAUAGUUUGUAUCGAUAUUAACUUCGCUUUAGCGCAUUCGUAACCGCGAUUAAUAACGUGCAGGUCCCACGGCGCGACGUGGACGAUCGAGCUCGGAGAAGAGUCUAUUUCGGUUUUCUCAGUCGCAGCGUUUCGUUCGUUUCCUUCGGAAUGCGACGAGUCGUGAGAUCCUCUUCUCCCCCUUACGACGAACGGAAUGAUCGGUCGGUCGAUGGUCCUAAAGAGAAACGGCUGUUCGCGCGCAGAUCAGAGAUAAUAACGCGAGUAAUAUGAGUCAAUCCAUGUGUCAUAAUAGUAUGCAUGUACCAUGUUGAAUGUAUCCAGAGCGAUGUAUUUAUUGAUAUUAUAUUAGGAAUAAGGUUCGGUAUUUGAUAAUAGCGAUUAGCUUAUAGCUGAGAAGAUAAGAUCGAUGUUGCUUUUUCUGUUUUCUUUUUCUUCUUAGUUCGCUUCCCGGUUGUAACUUGUUUUCAUGCCGUUUCUUCGCGUUCCACAUGUCCGUAUCGCGAGGAACGAAAAUGCUGAACCGUGAAACGAAGUGACACACUGACGCAGCCUCGUUGAAGAGGUUGUAGUUAGAAUCUAAAAAAAGAUGACCACGCAUCCAGCCCGUAUCCAGCCGAAAGAAUGUGAAACUUAACGAUUCAUCGUCAAAUAAUAUAUAUAUACAUAUAUAUAUAUUUGAGUGUGUGUAUACACACACACACGCGCGCGCGCGCACGCACGCACGCACGCACGCACGCACGCACGCACGCACGCACGCACGCACACACGUAUACAUACAUACAUACAUAUAUAUAAAACACAUACAGCAACGAUAUCAAAAACCCACAAAGUUAUAUAUUUUCUGUAUUUAUUGUUUUCUUUUUUUUUUUUAUUUUCAUCACAGCACAAAUCGAGUCUCGAGCGUGUUUUACUUCUCAAUGUAGAUUAUCGUACAAGAAUUUUUAAAAUAGUGUUUAUCGUGUGACAGGACCUCGAGGCAGGCCGGAACGAUGAUACAAACCGUAUAUUCUCAUUCCGUCUAAAGAGAUAAAGUGAAAACGUAAAAAAAGCAAAAUACGUGAAAAGCAUCACAGAUAAUUGCACAAAUCUCGGUAAACAGCGAUGGCAAGCGUGUGCGAAAAAAGAAAAGAAUGGAGAUAGUUAUAUAAAAAAAAAAAAGAAGAAAAGAGAAAAACAUUUUGGGAAAAUCUCACUUUGCGCACAGCACACACACACACACACAGACACACACAUACACGCAUCGAAUCGAAUCGAAACUACUGUAUUAAGAAGUAUUUACAGCUACGAACAAUACUAAAAUUUCUUAAAACGAAUAUGUACAUAGAAAUUUAACGAUUUAAGGUACGAGAUCCAUUAACGAGAAAUCGCUAAAUUUACGCGGACUUUUCCGACGACGAAGAAUUUAGCCCCGUUUUAACGCAGCCAGCUGAUGUCUCGUCGUUUGUAUUUUCGCAAAAAAGAACGAAAAAAAAGAAAAACGCAGAAAGUAUUUAUUAACGCAGUAUUAUUGCGCGCGGUGUAUUCGAUCGCGAGGAUCAUGAUUCGCUUGGAUUGUCGAGAGGAGGAAGGAAAAUAAGCGUCGUCUGAUUAGCUCAUUCGCAUAUUCGAGACUCUUUAGAAAUGUAACCGCCGCGAAUUCAGUUUCUCCGUUCUCCGUGCUCGCUUUGAGUUCGCACCCGAGAUCCGAAUCCGCGACGUGAAUUGACAAAUUUUCCGACUCCGGAUAACUCUUUUGUUUUCGUAGGUGUGCCAUAACUUAAGUCGAUGUUAACGAGAUCGUAAAUGAUAGGUAUACAUCAUGCCUUUUGGCGGCUCAACAUUCGAAAGUAAGCUUGCGCGCGCGUCCACGCUGUUCGAGCGAAUUGACAGCGAAUGUUCGCGAGAGACACUCAAUCGCCCGUGAAUGUUGAAGCCACUAUACGAACUAGAGAGAGGAAGAGCGAGAGAGAGAGAAAGAGAGAGAGAGAGAGAGAGAGAGAGAGAGAGAGAGAGAGAGAGAGAGAGAGAGAGAGAAAACGCAACAACACACUUUUGUAAUUCGAAGAUUAACCGCAAACAUUCCCGUAAGGAACGUCGAUGUUACUUCGCCGUCUCGAGAGGAGCGCGUUUCAACUGGAUCGGAAAUCCGUGAUAUCGUGAGAAAAAGAAAGAGAGAGAAAAAGAAAAGAAAAUCUCAUCCGCGAUAAACGAGAGCGACUUCCUCUCGAGGAACCAGGCCGUCAGCGAAACGCGCGUCUCGCGAAACACGCUAUACGCUCCGUAUUUGUAAGGAUAAAACGUUGUAACGAUAUUUCUACGAUCGAAAACGCGUUGCAAGCAGCGCAUCGUGGCGAAAGACAGAUAGAGAGAGAGAGAGAGAGAGAGAGAGAGAGAGAGAGAGAGAGAGAGAGAGAGAGAGAGAGAGAGAGAGAGAGAGAGAGAGAGAGAGAACGGAUCGUGCACAUUCCCAUUUAGUCGUAAAGGAAAAAAAGAUUUUAUACAUUCGUACGUACGUAAUUGUAUAAUGUUCUUAAUAGGAAGGAAAAGACGUCGAUGUUUUUACGUGUGGGAGCGCGAAACGGUCGAGAAAGACGUCGUGAAUAAUGACGACGCGACCGGCGCUUUCGCGUCGACGAUGUUAAAGCGGCUAAUUUGUGUCGAAAGACUUGGGAGAUGUUUCCUCUUCUUGUUCUUCUCCGUCUUUUUAUCUUCGUCUGUUUAACGUGUACAUCGAGAGUCGACCGUUCAGUUAGAGCACUUGCGAAAUUUUUCCCACGAUUUAGAUCACACGCGUGUGUUCACCGAGAGUCGCUUGCACCGUUUCAUUGAUCUCAUUUCUCUUGCAAAAGAGUCGCACGUUUUGUCGCACAUUGAUGGUUAACUUAGAUAUAAUGUAUUACGGUAUUUUCCCGUCUGUGCGAUAUCAUUAGAAUCGUUUGUGCAGAGAUAAUCCGGAAUUAGCAAUGAUGCAAUCGCCACCGCUGAGCUUCUUCGUUAGCGAAUCUGUCGUGUGUAUUUCGUAUAAUAACUCGAGCGACUUUCUAUCAUUUUCCAAGCGACUAUCGUUUGAGAACCUUGCGCAAGCUGUAUUCCUUCAAAUGCAAUCGAAUGAAGCAGUUCGCUGCGACGGCGAUCUAACUAGUUUUUCUCGAAAAACUUUGAGAGUUUUUCGCUAAAUUAUUAUCUGACAAAUCGUUAUAGCUUUAUUAUUUUGACAAAUAGUCGUAGCUUUUAUGAAUUUCUGAUUAUUAGUCGAAAAUGUACUUAUUUUAUAUAAGAAGUAUUUAUUUAAACAGUUGUAAUUAAUUUGCAUAAUAGUAAUUUGCAAUUAUGGAUAUCGGUCUGAGAAAUUUUCAGAAUCCGAGAAUAAAUCAAUCGAGACGCUUGUGUAUCUUCGUUAAUCCGUAUUUCUUUUUUAUCCUUAAGAAUAAAAUUCUUAUCAGAUCAUUAUAGUCCUAAUUAUCUGCGUAUCAGUUGUGUUCUGUUCUUGAAAACUCAGAGCGACCGCCGCAGCGACGCAGAACCGCAAUCGUAGCCUCGCCUUUCGUCGCACUCUCUCGUGUCCACCACGAUGUUAACAGUUAAGCAAUAGCACAAGAAACGAAUCUGCCGAGUAACAAAGAGGUAUUCGCCGACGCCGACGACGACGAACGACGACGUAGUAAUAAUGAUAAUAAUAUUAAUUAGCGAGCACGAAGUAACGAUCACCAGGCUUCGCAACGACUCGUCCUAGGCUCCUCAUCGUCACCGUCACCGUCACCGUCAUCGUCACCAUCGGCUGUAUCAUCAUCGUCGUAGUUGUCCCUCGACACGUAUCCAUCGAGCGUCUUCUCCCUCGCAAAGCCUAAAGGGAGAAAAACCACUUUUUCUACGAUACGUCCGUUAAGAUUUCCGCUUGUCUCUUCUCGCUGUACGAGGACGGGCCGAGGACGGGCCCUCUCCUCUUCCCUGCGUAUCCACCAAACCACCUCUCACACCUCCCGAUUACGAAUACGAAUAUAUCCUUGCGUUGUCUAACGUAGCCUGUGAUAAGAACGUAGGCGUACGGACCUUGUUUCCCUUAUUUAUAACAUCGGCUGAUGUACGGAUGUAUUAUAGUUGUACAGUUGCAUCUCGGAUGAUGUGUAUUAUAAAGCCCGGUUUACUUUUGCGUUCUCUCACGCGUUCGUCUCUUUGUACUUGCGUAUUAUUAUUACUAUUAUUAUUAUCUUCAUCAUCAUUAUCAUCAUAAUCAUCAUUAUACAUACUUUAUCGAAUGGUCCGCGUACAUCGUCUCGUGUUGUUUUUCGCAUUGCGCUUCACGUCCCUGUUCACCCCCGAGAACUUUGAUUAUUUCUUCUCUUUUUCUGUCACUUACAAUCCUCUUUGCACACUUUGCGAGCAUCUCUGAGGUAACGAUGGAACAUCGCGAAGAGAGAUCACGGGAGACCAUGUGCCGCGCGAAACGCAUCUCGUCAAUUGCUCGUAUCGAAACGUAUUAUAUUCGUUGAUUCACCGAUCUCGCCCUUUCACGGAGUGUCACGGCGAGACUUUCAGUCUUUUUCGCGAUCGACGACGACAACGAUGAGACGCGAAGUGAGAUCUCAGUCUCAGCACGUUCGCAGCAAAUCGAAAGAGCUCAGCAUUUGUUGCUGGCGCGUCCUCUCAGCGAGUCUCCAAACUGGAUUUAGCCGCGUUUUGCAUUAUUUUAUACCUUGACGUUCUUUAUAACGAAAUAAAAUAAAAAGAAACGUAUUUGUAGUGUUACAUUUAUAUAUUUAUUUUGUAGCGUUGUGUAUACUUGAGUGUCGCCGCGCGCGACUUUUACCGCGGAAGGAUCUUCCUCGGCCUUGUCUCUCUCUCUUUCUCUCUCUCUCUCUCUCUCUCUCUCUCUCUCUCUUUUACCGAAAUUACGUCUCUUUGUGAGAAGUGACGCUCCAAAUGCAAGAUACGAGCAAUAA